AUGCCUGAGAGGGGUCAUAAGUUCUUAAUGGCUUUGUCAUCACAAAGGAAACAAUCAUUCGGUGAAACUGGCAGCAGAAAAACGAUGUGUCGAUCAGACAAGGUCACCAGAAUGAUGGCCUCGCAGGAGCAGGUCUGGCCAGUCCCAAUGAAGGCAAUUGGAGCACAAAACCUUCUGACAAUGCCUGGAGGAGUCACCAAGGCAGGGUAUCUUCAUAAAAAAGGAGGCACCCAGCUGCAGAUCCUGAAGUGGCCACUGAGAUUUGUGAUUAUCCACGAGGGAUGUAUCUACUAUUUUAAGAGCAGCACAUCUGCAUCUCCCCAGGGUGCAUUUUCUUUGAAAGGUUACAACAGGGUAAUGCGGGCAGCUGAGGAGACAACAUCAAGCAAUGUGUUUCCUUUCAAGUUAGUUCACAUAAGCAAGAAGCACAGGACAUGGAUUUUUUCAGCUUCUUCUGAAGAUGAAAGAAAGAAUUGGAUGCUAUCCUUAAGAAGAGAAAUUGGUCACUACCAUGACAAGAAAGAAACAUUAAUAGAAUUCAGUGACUCUGGUUCUGAUGCAGACAGUUUCUAUGGCUCAGUAGAACGUCCCAUUGACAUCAAGUAUUCCCAUCAUUCAGCAGAUAAUGAAGAUUAUGACCAGGAGGAAGAGGAUGAGUCUUAUUUGCAGCCGGAUACUUCUGACAUAGUGAAAGAUGAUAUGGUCCUGCCCCCUGCGUACCCUCCUCCACCCGUUCCUCAUGUCAGGAAAUCUGCCUACUCAGAAGCAAGGACACAUUCCUAUGGUGCAGCACCACCACCACCUCCUAAGAGAAGCUUACCUGAAAUCAAACUCGAGCCGCCCCCUGUGCCCCCUUUACCUGUGUUCAAAAAGCCUGCAAGUGGCAAAGGGGCUCACCCACUGCCUCCAGAGCCUCUGCCUCCAGCACAAGUCCUCACUCCUCCAGAAGCAUGUGAGAAGAUAAAAAGCUUAAACCUUUCCCCACGGACUCCUCCUCCUCUGCCAGGCAAUAAACCCAAGUUGUCACAGCUUGUUGAAAAGCUAGCAGAGCCCAAGGUGCCACGGGAACAUGGUAAACCUGGACUGUUUGUGCCACCAGUGCUCCCAAAGCCACCUGUGCCAAGCCACCAGCCCCCUGCAGUCAAACCUAGAACAGAGAAAUCUUUAUGUCACCAGUUACAGAGAUCACCACCAGAUGGACAAAGUUUUAGAAGUUUUUCAUUCGAAAAACCAGCACUACCCUCCAAGCCAAGCCAGCCUGAUGAUAACUCUGAUGAUGACUAUGAAAAAGUUGGGCUGCCUGCUUCAAUAUUUCUUAAUACCACUGAAUCCUUAGAAGUUGAAAGGAUAUUUAAAGCUAAUAGCCCACAAGGACAACCACAAAAUGGAUUGUACUGUGUUAGGAACUCAUCUACUAAGCCUGGAAAGGUAUUGGUUGUAUGGGAUGAACCUGCAGGAAAAGUGAGAAACUACAGAAUCUUUGAAAAGGAUGGCAAGUUUUACCUGGAUUCAGACAUCCUGUUUUUGAACAUGGGAAGUUUGGUGGAAUACUACAGCACUCAUGUCUUACCCAGUCAUGACAGCCUGAUUCUCAGGUGUCCUUAUGGUUACUCUAAGCCAAGGUGA
Messenger RNA from Cinclus cinclus, 1626 nucleotides. It is a transcript of the gene SH3BP2, whose product is annotated as SH3 domain binding protein 2. Bases 1 to 1626 code for a protein of 541 amino acids. Gene Ontology annotation, biological process: signal transduction. Gene Ontology annotation, molecular function: SH3 domain binding. The transcript is spliced from 13 exons. NCBI's taxonomy places the organism in Eukaryota, Metazoa, Chordata, Aves, Passeriformes, Cinclidae. The record is from RefSeq and is a predicted model, not a curated record.